AAACGGUGUCUCAAUUUGGUAUAAGAAAGUAUAAGAAAAUUGCAUGUAUAACCUUUAAAAAAUUGAGCAACAUUCAUGUCUGGUACUGUACCUUUUCGAUUUAUAAUUUGACUAUAUAUAAAACCGAUGCAAAUAACGCGUUGGACAGAUUAAACUAUCAUAAUUUCUGAUACAAACUCUUUUCUUAGUUUUGAACUUGAUACUAAUUUAAUAAAUAAUUUAUAAAAAUUAAAGUCAUCACUAAUUAUUUAAUAAAAAAGUUAUAUUGAAAAUGUCUAUUGGAGUUCCUAUUAAAGUGCUUCAUGAAGCUGAAAAUCAUAUCAUAACCCUCGAAACCAACACCGGAGAAGUGUAUCGUGGAACUUUGAUAGAAGCCGAAGAUAAUAUGAAUUGUCAAAUAAAAAAUAUUACAGUCACUUAUAGGGAUGGCCGUGUUGCUCAGUUAGAAAAUGUUUAUAUUCGUGGUUCUAAAAUAAGAUUUCUUAUAUUACCCGAUAUGUUGAAAAAUGCACCUAUGUUCAAAAGACCGGGUGGGAAAGGUUCUGGAACAGCAGGUCGUGGAAAGUCAGCAAUUCUACGAGCCCAAGCUAGAGGACGAGGUCGAGGACAAAAUCAGAGAGGACGUGGAACUGGUUCAGCACCUUGGCUUAAUCAACAAAAUCAACCUGGUGGAACUCAAGCAGGCAGAGGACGAGGAUAAUUGUAUUUUUAAAAAUUCAUACUUAUUUUUUGGUAUUUAUUGAGUCAUCUUUACAAGUUUGAUUAAUUACUACACUACGAGUAGCUAGAAAAAUGUUUUCUAUCUUUUGUAUUUUUAAUUGAAACUAAUUUUUGAAAAAUACUACUAAUAAAGUUAAAUAAAAAACUGA
Chelonus insularis is the source of this 869-nucleotide messenger RNA. RefSeq names its product small ribonucleoprotein particle protein SmD3 (gene SmD3). Gene Ontology annotation, biological process: spliceosomal snRNP assembly; RNA processing. Gene Ontology annotation, cellular component: U5 snRNP; spliceosomal tri-snRNP complex; catalytic step 2 spliceosome. The record is from RefSeq and is a predicted model, not a curated record. Gene Ontology annotation, molecular function: RNA binding. NCBI's taxonomy places the organism in Eukaryota, Metazoa, Arthropoda, Insecta, Hymenoptera, Braconidae. Bases 272 to 700 code for a protein of 142 amino acids. The transcript is spliced from 2 exons.